CAUGGGCUGAACACCGCGUUCGACUCACGCACUGCAGUGCACCGCAAUCACCAUGGACCAUGGCAAGAGCGUUGGCAUCAUCGGCAUGGGCGACAUGGGCAAGAUGUACGCCCGCCGCCUGAGCGCCGCCGGAUGGAAGGUACACGCUUGCGACGUCCCGGAGAAGUAUGACGCACUGGCGGACGAGUUCAAGGAUCUUCCCAAAGUUGAGAUCAUGCGAAGCGGUCACUUUGUUUCCCGGUGCAGCGACUACAUCAUCUACAGUGUCGAGGCGAAGAACAUCGACGCCGUGGUGAAGGCGUUUGGGCCGUCCACCAAAGUCGGCGCCAUCGUUGGCGGCCAGACCUCCUGCAAAGCUCCAGAGAUUGCUGCCUUUGAGAAGCACCUCCCCGCCGAUGUCAGCAUCGUAUCGUGCCACUCCCUUCACGGGCCUGGCGUCGACCCGAAGGGCCAACCACUGGUUCUGAUUAAGCACCGCGCGUCCGAUGCAGACUUUGCAUUCGUCGAGACGGUCCUCUCAUGCCUGCAGUCCAAGCACGUCUACCUCACACGCGAGCAACACGACCGCAUCACUGCCGACACGCAAGCCGUCACGCACGCCGCCUUCCUCAGUAUGGGCGCUGCAUGGUCCGCCAACAACCAAUUCCCCUGGGAAACACCGCGCUACAUCGGCGGCAUCGAGAAUGUCAAGAUUAACAUCACACUUCGCAUCUACGCGAACAAGUGGCACGUCUACGCCGGUCUUGCAAUCCUGAAUCCGGACGCCCAGAAGCAAAUCAAGCAGUACGCUGAGUCGGUGACGGAGCUGUUCAAGCUCAUGCUCGCUGGCAAUCGGGAAGAGCUGUCACGCCGCGUGUACACCGCAAGAGAAGCCGUGUUCGGCGGCGCGCACGAGAAGAAGGAAGGGCAGGAGCUGCUGCUGCGAGACGAUCUCCUGGAUCGUUUUAGCCUGGGCGAGAUGCCAGAACGCAAGUUGAAGAACAACCACCUCAGUCUGCUAGCUAUUGUGGAUUGCUGGUCCAAGCUGGGGAUCGUGCCGUACGACCACAUGAUCUGCUCCACGCCUCUCUUCCGCAUGUGGCUCGGCAUCUCCGAGUCUCUCUUCCGCAACCCAGCACUCCUCGAAGAGGCAAUCGACACUGCCAUCAACGACAACACGUUCCGCGCCGAUGAUCUCGAGUUCACAUUCGCUGCGCGUGAUUGGAGCCAGCGAGUCAGCCUGGGCCACUUCGAUGCGUACAGGGAGAAGUUCGAAGGCAUUCAGAAGUACUUCGAGCCUCGGUUCCCGGAGGCUACGAAGAUGGGUAACGAGAUGAUUAGGGCAAUUUUGGAAAAGACUAAGGAUUCGUAAGGGUGAUGGGCG
Messenger RNA from Boeremia exigua, 1363 nucleotides. RefSeq lists its product as uncharacterized. The transcript is spliced from 5 exons. Gene Ontology annotation, molecular function: prephenate dehydrogenase (NADP+) activity; NAD+ binding; prephenate dehydrogenase (NAD+) activity. Gene Ontology annotation, biological process: L-tyrosine biosynthetic process. Lineage: Eukaryota; Fungi; Ascomycota; Dothideomycetes; Pleosporales; Didymellaceae. Bases 53 to 1351 code for a protein of 432 amino acids. The record is from RefSeq and is a predicted model, not a curated record.